GGAUCUUUUUAUUUUAAAAAGAAGAAAAUGGGUGGUGGCCGGGAAGUUUCAGUAUCAUUAGAUGGAGUGAGGGACAAGAACGUGAUGCAGCUGAAGAAGCUCAACACUGUUCUCUUCCCUGUUCGUUAUAACGAAAAGUACUAUGCGGAUGCUCUCGCUUCUGGCGAUUUAACCAAGCUUGCAUAUUACAGUGACAUAUGUGUUGGAUCGAUUGUUUGCCGGCUGGAGAAGAAGGAAAGUAGGUCUGUCCGUGCGUACAUCAUGACAUUGGGUGUUUUAGCACCAUAUCGUGGGCUAGGCAUUGGUACGAGGCUAUUGAACCACGUUAUCGAUCUCUGUUUGAAGCAAAACAUACAAGAAAUUUACUUGCAUGUUCAGACAAACAACGAUGAUGCCGUCAACUUCUACAAGAAAUUCGGGUUCGAAAUCACCGAGACGAUCAAGAACUAUUACACAAACAUGGACCCUCCUGACUGCUUUGUUCUCACCAAGUUCAUCACUCAAUCUCCAGUGAAAAAAUAACGGUUCAAAGCUAGAACAGGUUCUCGGGAGUUGUCGGUCGUUUUGUCUUAUUGAAUUUUAUCGAUUCUUAAUACUUUGGGGUUUCUUUUGAUGACAAAGGAUGUUGCCAUGCGUUAAUGAGAUGAACUACGAUUUGUUUUUUUUAGCCCUACUUUACCUUGUGAAAUUUUCUCUGAAACAAGAUAAACCCCUCUGCUCAAUUGAAAUUUUCUCUGGAUAAGAACUGUUGAGCACAGUGUCUGUGUAUGAAGAAUACCUCAUCCAUAUAUUUGAGGAAGAACCGUUUACCG
Molecule: messenger RNA, 812 nt
Organism: Hibiscus syriacus
Lineage: Eukaryota; Viridiplantae; Streptophyta; Magnoliopsida; Malvales; Malvaceae
Product: N-alpha-acetyltransferase 50-like
Exons: 5
Coding region: 28-522 (164 amino acids)
Biological process (GO): mitotic sister chromatid cohesion
Cellular component (GO): cytoplasm; NatA complex
Molecular function (GO): N-acetyltransferase activity
Source: RefSeq, a predicted model, not a curated record